Molecule: messenger RNA, 1623 nt
Organism: Homo sapiens (human)
Lineage: Eukaryota; Metazoa; Chordata; Mammalia; Primates; Hominidae
Gene: ERP29
Product: endoplasmic reticulum protein 29
Exons: 3
Coding region: 41-826 (261 amino acids)
Biological process (GO): regulation of endoplasmic reticulum stress-induced intrinsic apoptotic signaling pathway; endoplasmic reticulum to Golgi vesicle-mediated transport; protein secretion
Cellular component (GO): endoplasmic reticulum; melanosome; extracellular region
Molecular function (GO): protein-folding chaperone binding; protein homodimerization activity
Source: RefSeq, marked reviewed
ACUAUCGCUUACCUACCUCCCUCUGCAGGAACCCGGCGAUAUGGCUGCCGCUGUGCCCCGCGCCGCAUUUCUCUCCCCGCUGCUUCCCCUUCUCCUGGGCUUCCUGCUCCUCUCCGCUCCGCAUGGCGGCAGCGGCCUGCACACCAAGGGCGCCCUUCCCCUGGAUACGGUCACUUUCUACAAGGUCAUUCCCAAAAGCAAGUUCGUCUUGGUGAAGUUCGACACCCAGUACCCCUACGGUGAGAAGCAGGAUGAGUUCAAGCGUCUUGCUGAAAACUCGGCUUCCAGCGAUGAUCUCUUGGUGGCAGAGGUGGGGAUCUCAGAUUAUGGUGACAAGCUGAACAUGGAGCUGAGUGAGAAAUACAAGCUGGACAAAGAGAGCUACCCAGUCUUCUACCUCUUCCGGGAUGGGGACUUUGAGAACCCAGUCCCAUACACUGGGGCAGUUAAGGUUGGAGCCAUCCAGCGCUGGCUGAAGGGGCAAGGGGUCUACCUAGGUAUGCCUGGUUGCCUGCCUGUAUACGACGCCCUGGCCGGGGAGUUCAUCAGGGCCUCUGGUGUGGAGGCCCGCCAGGCCCUCUUGAAGCAGGGGCAAGAUAACCUCUCAAGUGUGAAGGAGACUCAGAAGAAGUGGGCCGAGCAAUACCUGAAGAUCAUGGGGAAGAUCUUAGACCAAGGGGAGGACUUCCCAGCAUCAGAGAUGACACGGAUCGCCAGGCUGAUUGAGAAGAACAAGAUGAGUGACGGGAAGAAGGAGGAGCUCCAGAAGAGCUUAAACAUCCUGACUGCCUUCCAGAAGAAGGGGGCCGAGAAAGAGGAGCUGUAAAAAGGCUGUCUGUGAUUUUCCAGGGUUUGGUGGGGGUAGGGAGGGGAGAGUUAACCUGCUGGCUGUGAGUCCCUUGUGGAAUAUAAGGGGGUAGUGGGAAAAGUGGUACUAACCCACGAUUCUGAGCCCUGAGUAUGCCUGGACAUUGAUGCUAACAUGACCAUGCUUGGGAUGUCUCUAGCUGGUCUGGGGAUAGCUGGAGCACUUACUCAGGUGGCUGGUGAAAUGACACCUCAGAAGGAAUGAGUGCUAUAGAGAGGAGAGAGGAGUGUACUGCCCAGGUCUUUGACAGAUGUAAUUCUCAUUCAAUUAAAGUUUCAGUGUUUUGGUUAAGUGGACCUGAAGCCAUUCUUUUUUCUUUUCAAAUUAUACUUUCGUCUAUGACCUGCUUUCCUCUUUGAAUCUAAGCUGGUAUAGACUCCACUUUCCCAGGGUAACAAACUAUCCUCAUAACACUGUGGAAACUGGCAUACCUUUGUUAUUUUCCAGUGAUAUUCAGACUGACAUGGAUUGACUGUCAAUGGUAAAGUUUGUCUAUUUUCCAGUCCUUAAAACUCAAUAGCAGUAUUGAUGAAUAUAUUGAACCAACAUUGAUGGACCAUGGUGUAAUUAUUUUCCAUGCUUUGUGAGGUACACAUAGCAAAUUCUUAGUUUUACUGAUAUAUUCUGUGACUUGGAUUUACACAGCUAAAUGAUAUAGUCCGAUUUCAAAAUUAAAAAAUAUUUUCCAUCUAAAUCACUAUCACUAAAUAAAUACUAACUUCUAGAAAGCAGAAUAAAGAGCACUUGUGCCAACA